Molecule: messenger RNA, 1626 nt
Organism: Didymodactylos carnosus
Lineage: Eukaryota; Metazoa; Rotifera; Eurotatoria; Philodinida; Philodinidae
Source: the annotation of a GenBank genome assembly
AUGCGAACAGGCCGAACCACAACGUGUCCAAAGGGUGACAGGAAAAUUCCUGCACCGGUGGCGGUUUACAUGACACAACGCUAUUCGAAAUGCAAAGGUUUAAGCAAACUAUUAUUCACAGCAGAAGACGUCCUAUGUCGUCGUUGCCUGGAAUAUGAGAAUGAAUUCUAUGAAGAUACUUAUUUGCAUAAGCAAACAAAGUUUUCGUCUGCUGACGAUGAUGACGACGCACCUUUAGCAUCAUCAUCAUCAACAACACCAAGAAAGUUGAGAAGCCAACGACAUGUAUUCCAAGAUUUUUCAUCAUCAACCAAAUCCAAUACAGACUCGGUUUCCACAAAUGAUUCUGAACAUGUCCGGCUCAUUUCCAAAGAAGAAACAGGCCGGUUGCAAUCUUCAUUGAACGUUAUGUUGCAUCACUUUGAGAUGUCACCGGUGAAAGAUUUACGCGAUCGUGAUGCAUUACGAGAGAAAACAAAUUUACUGAUGUACAAUAUUCGAGCUGUUGGAGAAAAAUUGGUAGACUCAAUGGAGUUAACAUCUACACCAUAUCAUCCGAAUCUUACAGAUAUCACAUUGAAUGAAGCUGAUGACCUCGUUGGUGGUAUGAAGAAGCUAUUUUUGGACAACGAUGGUAUAGAAAAAAUAAGAUUACUGACGAUAUGUCCUGAAGAAUGGGGACGACAGAAAAUCCAAGAUUUCUUCAAUGCGACUGAGCGACAAGCCCGAAAAUCACUUGAACUUCGGCUUACAAGUGGUAUUUUAUCACGACCAGAAUACUGUUCAGGAAACCAACCCAUGGAUCGUGAUACACUCGAGUGCGUGCUUGAUUUUUUCGGGUCUGAUACAAUCAGUCGCGUGUCACCAAAUGCCAAGGAUUGCAUUCUGAUGCCUGCUCCAGAUGGGAGUGCUAGUAAACAAACUACACCAGUGCGGUUUAUGCUUAUGACAAUCGGGGAGGCAUACGAACAAUUCGUUUUUGAUAAUCCAACAGUCGCAAUUAGUCGGUCAAAGUUCUAUUCGCUAAAACCCAAAAAUGUGAAGAAAACCUCUCCCCACGAUGUGUGCAUUUGGAAAGUUUGUCCUUCCGAAGUGUUAGCAAAAUCAUUCAUUGGAAAUACAGAUGAUACAAUCGAGUAUAUGAUAUGGAGACGAACAGAUAAAAAAGUUCGUAUUUUUAUGCUAUACGUUCAGUUGUACGCUGGAAUAAAUAUUUUUCAGGUGGAUAUUCAUCGUAUUACUUCGACAAUAGAAGAGCUGUUGUCUGAAUUGAAUGACCGUUGGGCAGUAUUUCUGUUACAUCAGUACAUUAAUCACCAACAAAAACCUUUCAUUCAGAAGAUUCAAGCAAAUCCAGGUCCCAAAGCAGUGAUUGUCAGUAUGGACUUUGCUGAGAAUUAUACCGUACCGGUACAGCGAGAAAUACAAUCGAAGCAUUGGAACGCUCUUCAAGUGACAAUAUUUACUAUUCACAUGAAAUUCGAAGGAGGAUAUUGCAAUGCAGCUGUCAUAUCGAAUUAUAUGAUGCAUGACACUGCAUUCGUCUAUUCUGCGCAGCAGUUGAUUGUCGAUUUUAUUUUGAAAAAUAUCCCUGGUGUGGAAGCAAUUCAUUAUGUGACUGACGGA